Messenger RNA from Symsagittifera roscoffensis, 2443 nucleotides. Its product is annotated as THO complex subunit 1-like. The record is from RefSeq and is a predicted model, not a curated record. Gene Ontology annotation, biological process: regulation of DNA-templated transcription elongation; mRNA export from nucleus; signal transduction. Bases 5 to 2182 code for a protein of 725 amino acids. Gene Ontology annotation, cellular component: THO complex part of transcription export complex. NCBI's taxonomy places the organism in Eukaryota, Metazoa, Xenacoelomorpha, Acoela, Convolutidae. The transcript is spliced from 10 exons. Gene Ontology annotation, molecular function: protein binding.
CAUAAUGAAUAAAGAAUCCAGUUCGACCGCAGUUAGUCGGUUUUACUCGGAACUCAUGACUACUUUUCUUAGAGAUCCUAAGUCUUGUAACAUCAUUGCAAAACCUCCUCAGGGAAGCCUGAUUGAAGCAGACCUGAAGAGUAUAUGUGAACAAUCAUUGAGAGAUGCGCUAUAUUCUAACGUAAAAAUGAAGAAUCUUGGAUUAUCCGGAUGUCUGGGAGUUAUCGAGGCCUCGAUCCAGCUUGUCAACUUGAACCAAUGCGCACACAAUUUACCUUUUGUCCUGCUAGAAGACAUGUUUGAAUGUAUAACAGUAUCUGAGUGUGAAAAUGCAUUCAGUUUUGUUGAAAUUAAGAUAGACACGUGGAGAAGCGAAAGUAUGUUAUCUGCUGGGAAGAACUAUUUACUACGAAUGUGCAACAAUCUGUUGCGACGGCUUUCGACAUUCAGAAAUACAGUUCUGUGUGGGCGAAUCCAGCUAUUCCUGGCACAACUUUUACCCCUGGACGAGAAAAGUGCUCUCAAUAUCAUGGGCGCAUUUAACUUGGAUAAUGUCACGAGUUUCGCGACGGACCCGGAAGUUAACGAGGAAACUUUCGCACAUAUCUUGAAUGACUCGACGAAUAAUGAUUCAAUGGACACUGACGCUUCAACAAAAGCUAAAGACCGUGCAAUUGACUACAAUCUCUACAAGAAGUUCUGGUCGCUUCAAGACUAUUUCCGAAACCCCAACCAGUGCUACGACAAACAGAAAUGGGCGGCAUUCACAACCAAUGCCUCAACUGUUCUGAAGAUAUUUGCACAGCAUAAGUUGGAAAAUGUGGCCAUGCGAACUGUGACGGGUGGACCAGACUCGGAUGAAGAAAACGUGUACUUCCCUAAAAAUCUCACCAGCGAGAAGCUGUUCGACCUGCAGUUGGGAGACGUGAACUUCAGGAGACAUGUGUUGGUUCAGAUGCUCGUUCUGUUCCAGUAUCUACUCAUGAAGGACGUCAAGUUCAAACCAGCCUCCUGCCAGUCUGCCCCUGAUGACAUGGUCUCUUGGGUCAACUCCAAUCAGGAAAAGGUCUACGCAUUGCUACAGGAAUCUCCGCCAAAUGGCGACUUACUUGUGAAGACAUUGAAACACAUUCUGAACAGAGAACAGAUCUGGAAUUCUUGGAAGAAUGCCGGAUGUCCAGCAUACGUGAAAGCGAAUGCGGAAAGGGAGAUCAUCACGGAGAGUCCGGCGGCUGGAACCACUACGAAAGCGAGAACUAGGAGGACAUAUAUCGGGGAUAGUUUCGCGGCUCUAAGAGAGGACGGGGCCCCACCCUCUAAAAAACUCAACCUGGGCAAUAAAGAGUUGACCAGUUUGUGGAAUAUAGAACCGGAUAAUCUGAAGGCCUGCAGAGCGGAGAAUAGACGCAUCUUCCCAGAGGUGAAGGACUUCUUCCGGGAGGCGGCGGAGCAGUUGGAGCCGGGGGCAGGCGUGGAGGAGGAGUACCUGUUGGUGUUGAAGCCCAACUACCAGUGGUGUGGGCUGAGACUUCUGGCCAGGAGGAGCACCCUCUUCUUCCAGCCCAACUCACAGUUCAAAACUGUGCCAGACUUCCUCAAAGCAAUGAUUGACAAAACCUUCAACGCCAAGCCAGCCGUGAAACCCGAAUCGACCAUUAUGAGUGUCGAUCGAACUUCAAUCGCAAACGGCUCGAUGACGCCUAACAGAACCACAGCAGAUAACGAAAAGACCAUAACUCAGGCCAAUGGUACUGAAGAAAUGGACGAUGGUGCCUCGGCAACUACUAAUAAUGAAGCGUCGGCUGGGGACAACUCGGCUCUAGUUGACGAGUGUCGUGCACCGAGCGACUCGGAAAUGACUGCGAUGGCGACGCACAUUCCCAAGAGCAAUCUGAAGGACUUGGCAGUUCAGCUGGACUUCAAGGACGAGGAAAUUGACGCUUUAGAAAAGGAUCCGGAUUCGUGGUGUGUGUCUAUGUUGAGACUGUGGGUUGAGAGGGAGGGCGAAGAGGCCUCGGUGUCCAAUCUGGUCCAGUCUCUUCUGGAUGUGGAGUUGCCACACAUCGUGUUCAGAGUAUACCCCAAACUGCUGCCCUCACAGUACCGGAAAAAGGCGAUGGAAAUUCUAGAAGAAACAGAGAAACCAGCGGAUGAAUCCGAUGAGCCCAUGGUUGUGUCCUAGGAACCCCCCAAAGGCCACACAUCUUUCAAAGUGCAACUCGCAAUUCUGUUUCAUGGCCCUUAUGUCAAAUGCGAAAUGUGCACAGGUUGCGCGUGCUUCGAAGUUGUUCCUCCCUUUCACUCACUUGGUUGGAGAAGUGUGUCUGUUUUGUUGGUGUCCUCAGUAAACAACUAUUUGUUGAUGUGAUUGAUCUCUCUCUUAUUACUGUUGUUAAAUAUUAUGACAAAUUUUGUUGCUCCUAGAAAUUCACUUUUGAUUGUA